AGCAAUGCUGCCUUGAUGCCUGGUGGUCCUUGGGUGCUUAGCUGCAUGGAUUGUUUAUAUCGGGGCUGAUGGAGAACAGAGAAUGCUGGGACAAAGAAGCAGGAAAACCUCUCCAAGAGCCAGGCACAGAGGCUGAAGCCCAGAGUGACUCAACAUGUCCCAGUCAGGCGAUAAAAAGCUUCCUUCUGAGACGGCGGGCUACGUGGGAUUUGCCAACCUGCCUAACCAGGUGCACAGGAAGUCCGUCAAGAAGGGAUUUGAGUUCACCCUCAUGGUGGUUGGUGAAUCGGGCUUAGGAAAAUCCACCUUGAUUAACAGCCUGUUUUUGACUGAUCUCUAUCCAGAACGAUACAUUCCUGGAGCUGCAGAGAAAAUUGAGAGAACGGUUGAGAUUGAAGCUUCAACGGUGGAAAUUGAGGAGCGAGGAGUGAAGCUCCGGCUGACUGUGGUCGAUACCCCAGGCUAUGGAGAUGCCAUUAACAGUCAAGAUUGCUUCAAAACCAUCAUCCGCUACAUCGAUAAUCAGUUUGAACGGUACCUUCACGACGAGAGCGGGCUGAACAGGCGCCACAUUGUGGACAACCGUGUCCACUGCUGCUUUUAUUUCAUCUCCCCUUUUGGUCAUGGGUUGAAGCCCUUGGACGUGGAGUUCAUGAGAGCACUUCACAGCAAAGUGAACAUCGUGCCAGUGAUCGCCAAGGCAGACACCCUUACGCUGAAGGAGCGAGAGAGGCUGAAGCACAGGAUCCUGGAUGAAAUCUCUGAACAUGGCAUUCGAAUUUAUCAGUUGCCUGAUGCAGACUCUGAUGAAGAUGAGGAGUUCAAAGAGCAAACCAGAGUCCUGAAGGCCAGCAUACCAUUUGCUGUUAUCGGUUCUAACCAACUCAUUGAGGUCAAAGGAAAAAAGAUCCGAGGCCGCCUGUAUCCUUGGGGCGUGGUUGAGGUUGAGAAUCCAGAGCACAAUGAUUUCCUAAAGUUGCGGGCUAUGUUGGUGACACACAUGCAGGACCUGCAAGAAGUGACCCAGGAUCUGCAUUAUGAGAACUUCCGCUCGGAGAGGCUGAAACGUAGCGGCAGGCCGGAGGGGGAGGAGGUGGUCGACAAAGACCGGAUCCUUCAGCAGAAGGAGGCUGAGCUCCGAAGGAUGCAGGAGAUGAUUGCACAGAUGCAAGCCCAGAUGCGGAUGAAGCCUGGGGAGGAGUGAGAGCCUCCACGUGCAGCAGCACAAGAUACCGAUGAUGCUUCUGGAAAUGGCUUGGAGCUUUGUUGUACAUUAACAGCACUAGUCACCUACCGGACACACCACCUUACAGGAGCCCUGCUGGACGACGGCCAGGUCCUGCCUAUCUGCAAGGAAGAAACGGCCCAAUCGUUGUGAUACUUUAACCAAAAAAAGAAAGAAAUAUACUAAAGCAUAAACCUGUCCAGACUUCUUUCUCUGCCAUUUGCUAACUGUGGUCAUGCUUUCUCUAAUAGGGGCUUCUCAUUUCCUCCUUGUGUACACCUCUUUUCUAUGAAAUCCUGUGUCAGUAUUUUCCUAGGCUCAUGAUCUCAUCGAUAUGAAAUCAUAGGAAAAAAAACUCUCUCUCCCCGCACUGCUUGUACCAAAGGGAGAUGGACCACCUCGGGAAAGGGCCUUGGUUGUUUUCAACUAAAUAAUCCAUGACAGCCUGUCCCAGUUGAACAUGUUUGUUCCUGUCCUGUUUGAUUGUCUCUGUACCAUCAUAUGAGGUUUUCAUAAUUCCAUUUAUGAUAUUUUCCCACAAACUAAUUGACAAAUAAUAAUAAAAUAAUAAAAUGUGUAGAUGUCCAUGGAUGGGUGAUGUCCACCAUGUCCUUCUAAGAGGUCAUCUGUAGUUUCCUCCCAUCUGCCUCAUGACUGGUGCUGUGUCCUGCCUGGGGAGUCACUAGGCCCCUUCCCUCUCCCAAUCUUGUGACCCUGUGGUGCUGGGCAGUUUAACUCAGAACGCUGUAUCUAGUGCCUUAUGUGCAAACACCCCUGUGCCUUCAGCGACCCCUGUCCUGAGGGAGUCUUUCACAAGCCACAUCUUCUCACCCAGUGAGUGAGCCCCAGCGAGCAAGCUCUUUAAAGGAGAGGUGCUAUGGGAGCUGCUUGGAGGGGGAUGGCACUGAGCCCCCUUCCUGUACACAGCCCAGGGCCCCUCUCUCUCUCAGUUGGGUUCUAGGCCCACCUGCAGAGAAAGGACACCAUUGCGGGGACCUUGUCUGCUUAAACUGGACCAUUUGAAAACCUCCUUGUGGACCACACUCUAGUUUCCAGCCACAUUGUGUUUGUGAGUUAUGCUGACCUCCCCACUCCCAAGGGAACCUUCCUCUUAAUCAGUCACAUGCCUAUCAUCUCUAAUCUUAUCCAGUUUCCUCUUCCUCCCACUCUCCCCUGAGCCUGCUAAGGGAACCAGGAAACAAGGCAGUCUGUAAUGCAUAGGAAGGCCCAGACAGCCCCUGGGGCGGGCUUCCUGAGAGCACAUGCAGCCCCAGGUUGUUGGGGACCCUGCUCUGGCAUAUGGUCUGAGCUUAGGGCCACCCACUACUGGGCCUCUUGUCUCGCCAUCAUUUAGGUCUCUGCUCUAGGACCGUAUUUGAAUGAAUUCGUCCAAACUUAGCCUGCGGUACAUGCUGGUGCCAUGUGAAUGCCACGGUGCCCUGACCUCAAAAACUGCUGUGUAAUCUCACCUUCUGGGUUCUGUGACUUUGUGGAAUAUCCUUAAUCUUAUUAAAAAGUUCUUGUUUCA
Molecule: messenger RNA, 2753 nt
Organism: Dromiciops gliroides (monito del monte)
Lineage: Eukaryota; Metazoa; Chordata; Mammalia; Microbiotheria; Microbiotheriidae
Product: septin-2
Exons: 13
Coding region: 155-1204 (349 amino acids)
Biological process (GO): cell division; regulation of exocytosis; cytoskeleton-dependent cytokinesis
Cellular component (GO): septin ring; synaptic vesicle; microtubule cytoskeleton
Molecular function (GO): GTP binding; GTPase activity; molecular adaptor activity
Source: RefSeq, a predicted model, not a curated record